CCGUGUUACAAGCUAGUCACCGACCGCUCUGUCAACUGAAGAGCUAGUUGGAGAAGAUUUAGAGAAAAUGGCCUCACCAUCCCAAGCGGACGAUGACGAGGAGGCAGAAGAAGUCCAGUUUAUAUCAGAGGGCCCUCUGAGACCAGUGUUGGACUGUAUUGAUCUGCUAAGUGACAGUGAAGAUGAGGGCUGUUCAUCUCUGCCAGUCAAGAUUGAAGACAAUAUCACACGACACAAAGCGCGCGUCACGUCUACACUUGACCGACUGGCCCAUAAAGUAGCUCUAGAGAAAAAAGAGAGAGCAAAUAAAUGUAAAGCAUUCAAGGAAAAACAAAUCUUACAAAAAGCUCGCGGACAGCGGGAGCUGGCUGUAAAUUCUACAAACGGACUGACUCAGGAAGCAAAGCGCUGCGUGGACAUGUGGCUGAAGAUGCCCGGUGUUAAACCAGGUGGGAACAGUUCUGGUUCAGGCAGAAGACAAAAUGCUUCCACUUUCCCUGGAAACAGUUCAACUAGACGCACUUGUCCAGUGAUCAACUGCGGUCGUGUUUAUGACAACAUUCCCCUCCUUGACGGGCACCUAAAAAGGUUCGAUCACUCUCCUUGUGACCCAGCGAUCCACCUCAGAGGAAGUCCAUCUGAGCUCUUUGCUUGUGUUACUUGUGCCAAACAUUUUCAAAGCAAAGAAGACUGGAGAAAACAUGUGCAAUCAAAAGUAAACUCAUCGAACACAGAUGGGCACAGCAUGGAUCAGAAAUAUCAGCGGAUUGUUUGUUUCGCAUGUCCUGCAUGCUACCUUCUCUUCAACCUCAGAGAUGAGUGUCUUCAGCACAUGUCGGCGAAGAACCACUUCAGUGAAUCAUUCUCAUUUACUGAGAGCAAAAGAGCAGCGCAGCCAGUUCCUGUCCCACAACUUGUUAAGAACCACCUCAUCGCUUUGUGCAAGGAUGUAGCGUUCACUGUCCGGUGCUCUUUGUGCCACAAGGUGCUCAUCUCACAUCAAGCAGCUCAAGCUCAUUUUAACGUGCAGUGCAGACACGGCUGUGCUGUGGUCAAGGCUGACAAAACAAUAGUGGAAUUUAUGAAACAGCUUUGCGCGUGUGGACAGUGUUGUCUCUGCUCUGAAAUCUUCCUCUGCCACGCUGAAAUUGAGAGACACAAAGAAUCUUUGCAGCAUGACGUUGAGGUCACUCAAUCGAUGGCUAAAGCCCUUCUUCUGUACUGUAGGUUUACUGAAAUUCGGCGUACUAAAGAGGCACAGGGGAAAAGGAUGUCAUAUGGCCUUAAGACACCUUUUCAAAUGAACAAUAAGAGGAGUGAAAGUGGUAGAUCUUCAGCUAAACGACAAAAGCUAAGUCCAUGCGUGAAUGCCAGCAGCAGCAAGAACUCGUUUGUUUGGUUUUGCGAGUGUGGCCUCCAGUUUUCAGAAGAGGCUCCAGCCACGAACCAUCUUCUGGCUGCGAACCAGAUUUUCUAUCAGUGUGGUGUCUGUGGCAAGCACAUGGGUGAGUCUUCAAUCACCCGCCUGCACAUGAGUCGCAUCCAUGGGGGAGCACAUCUCUCCAGCUUCCUGUUUUUCUGCCGAAAGUGCCGUGUGGAAAUGCCCCGGUAUGAAGAUAUCAUGUCACACGUGUCAGAGGUCCACAGAGGACACACCUACGUCACUGAGAAGGAAGUUCCCUCUGAUCUCAUGUCUGCUCUUGAUGCUAAACCUUCCACUAGCAACAAAGUCGACCUGGUUUCUGUGUCCAAAGCCCAGCGGAACACGAUGGGGACAUCAUCCUCAAACGUGGACCAUACGUGGAUGUGUAGGAUGUGCGAGGACAUUUUUGACUCUGAGGCAGAAGUACGCAAGCACUGCAGUGACGUGAACAGCCAUAACUUUCAGAGAUUUGUCUGUGGACACUGUCCGCAAAAGUUCUUCAAAGAGUCCACUGUUCGGAGACACUGCAUGAACGAGCAUGGCGGAGAGAUAAAGAGUUCCUAUUUCUGCGGUCUCUGCGACAGCAUGCAGUUUGAAUCUGAAGGUGAGUUCAUGGAGCAUUACAGGAGUCUUCACAGUAAGGAUUACUGCUGUAUGAAUGAUGCGGAAGUUGUUCAGACCUCUGCUGCUGAAGGAACCGCUCAGCUGACCUGCUCAUGCAUGGGUUCAGAAGAAAGCAAGGAUGAAAUGAAAGCGACAUACACUCGCUGCAUGAGGAAUCUGUCUGCUGAGGGGAGAUGUCAGUACGUGUGCGCUCCUUGCUGUGUGUCUGUGCAGUCCUAUGCACAGAUGAAGACUCACAUCCACACAAAACAUGCAGCCUUGAACCUGGACAAGACCUUCGAGGUAGAAUGCAAAGAGUGUCCGGAGAGUUUUACAUGUGUGCCAAGUUUCCAUAAACAUUAUCACUCCCAGCACUGUGUACUGGAACCCUGUGUGAGCUCCAGGAUCAGCAGGAAGGACUCGAGCACCGAACCAUCCACUGUGAAGAUAAUCAAUGCUUUGGAGAUCAAACCAGCUCAUGAAGAGAUUGAAGAUGAAAAACUGGUGAAGUUUUUGAAGGACUAUCCAGACAACAGUGAGAAAGAAGCAUGUGGAGAUUAA
This is a messenger RNA of Nematolebias whitei (Rio pearlfish), 2587 nucleotides long. RefSeq names its product zinc finger protein 451 (gene znf451). Gene Ontology annotation, cellular component: nucleus. Gene Ontology annotation, molecular function: DNA-binding transcription factor activity, RNA polymerase II-specific; sequence-specific DNA binding. Gene Ontology annotation, biological process: regulation of transcription by RNA polymerase II. The transcript has 12 exons. The record is from RefSeq and is a predicted model, not a curated record. NCBI's taxonomy places the organism in Eukaryota, Metazoa, Chordata, Actinopteri, Cyprinodontiformes, Rivulidae. Bases 68 to 2587 code for a protein of 839 amino acids.